GCCGGAGCCGCCAUGGAGCAGCAGCGCUGGCUGCCCCUCGAGGCCAACCCCGACGUCACGAACCAGUUUCUGAAACAGUUAGGUAUGCAUCCUGACUGGCAGUUUGUAGAUGUUUAUGGUAUGGAACCAGAACUGCUUAGCAUGGUGCCGAGACCUGUCUGUGCUGUGCUGCUUCUCUUUCCGGUAACAGAAAAGUAUGAAAGCUUCAGGACGGAAGAAGAGGAGAGAAUCAAAGCGACGGGGCAGGACGUCAAACCCUCGGUGUACUUCAUGAAGCAGACCAUCAACAACGCCUGCGGAACCAUCGGGCUCAUCCACGCCAUUGCAAACAACAGGGAGAAAAUCAACUUUGAAACCAAUUCAUCAUUGAAAAAGUUCCUGGAAGAUUCGUUAUCGAUGACCCCUGAAGAGAGGGCCAAAUAUCUAGAAACAUAUGAAGCUAUUCGUGUCACUCAUGAAUCCAGUGCCCAUGAAGGUCAAACUGAGGCACCAAGUAUAGAUGAAAAAGUAGAUCUUCACUUUGUUGCGUUAGUUAAUGUAGGUGGUCAUCUCUAUGAAUUGGAUGGGCGCAAGCCAUUUCCAGUAAACCACGGGGAAACCACGGACGACUCUUUCUUAGAGGAUGCAAUAGGGGUUUGCAAGAAGUUCAUGGAACGUGACCCAGAGGAAUUACGAUUUAAUGCAAUUGCACUGUCUGCAGCUUAAGCCUUUUUCGAUUGGGCUCAUCUAUCAUGACAUAUUGUAACGAUAAAACUCUUGCCAUGUGUUAAUAAUAGAGAUUUUGAUACUUCCCUAACAUGUUGGUUAGCUGUAGCACAUGUGGAAUAAACUUUGGAUUUGUCCUUGCUCUAUGUUGCUGCUUGUUCCUCAAGCAAACAGGGUUCUUGCCUGUACACACAYACACACACGCACUGUGUGAAGACAUUUGUGUUUUAGAGUGAUUUUUUAUUUUCUCUCAGUCCCCCUUAGAAGGUUUGUGAGUUGCUAUCUGUCAUGUUCCA
This is a messenger RNA of Nothoprocta perdicaria, 1001 nucleotides long. RefSeq names its product ubiquitin C-terminal hydrolase L3 (gene UCHL3). Gene Ontology annotation, cellular component: cytoplasm. The record is from RefSeq and is a predicted model, not a curated record. Gene Ontology annotation, biological process: ubiquitin-dependent protein catabolic process; protein deubiquitination. Lineage: Eukaryota; Metazoa; Chordata; Aves; Tinamiformes; Tinamidae. The transcript is spliced from 9 exons. Bases 13 to 705 code for a protein of 230 amino acids. Gene Ontology annotation, molecular function: cysteine-type deubiquitinase activity.